GUUUUCCAAAUGUCCUUGGAUGCUUGGAUGGCACUCAGAUAAGAAUUAGGAAGCCAAAACUGAAUGAAGCAGAUUAUGUCAACAGAAAAGGCUAUCAUUCUUUGAAUGUGCAGAUGUGCUGUGACCACACAUUUAAGAUAACAAGUUGCAUUGCAAACUGGCCUGGAUCUGUUCAUGACAGCAGGGUGUUCCGACAAUCAGCACUGUGUGCAAAGUUUGAAAAUGGUCAGCAUGAUGGGCUACUAUUGGGGGAUUCAGGAUAUCCAUGCAGGAGAUUCCUGAUGACCCCAAUACUGAAUCCAACGACUAAUGCAGAGCAGAAUUUCAACCAGUCAUUGUGCAGGACGCGAGUAUUAAUUGAGCAGACCUUUGGCGUCUUGAAGCGUCGCUUGCACCAUGAAAUGGCAACAGAGCCCCCACAGGCAGCCAUUUAUAUUACAGCCUGCGUUGCCCUUCAUAACAUAGGAAUCCAGAGAGGUGACGUGAUGCCGAACGGGGAUGGAUAUUUAAAUCUAGUUAAUGACGAUGGUGUGCGCUUCCAAGGAAGAAAUGAUGGAAUGUUUAUGAGGAAUCACAUU
Molecule: messenger RNA, 578 nt
Organism: Saccostrea cuccullata (small rock oyster)
Lineage: Eukaryota; Metazoa; Mollusca; Bivalvia; Ostreida; Ostreidae
Product: putative nuclease HARBI1
Exons: 3
Source: RefSeq, a predicted model, not a curated record